AUGGCUCCCGUUCCACUUGCCUCAACUCCUUUUCCACCCUCCUCCCUUUCCUUCCCCACUCAUUUCUUUUCACACCCGCUCCUGCAGCAGCUACACCAUCAACUCACCUCUCACCCAAAUCAACUCUCUUCAAAUCACUUCUCCCCUCACCACCACCAUCCCCACCCCUCUGACUGGAAACCCGUUCUCCUCUCCGCCCUCUGCUCCUCACUCUCCUCUCAACUCCCCACCUCCCUCUCCUCACUCUCCUCCCUCUCCUCCCUCCUCUCCUCCACUUCCCUCCUCGCCUCCUCCACCUCCUCCCUCACACCCUCCUCUCUCUCUUCCUCCUCUCUCUCCAUCGCCGAACGUUGCCUGGACUCGGUGGAAGCUGCGGGGAAGCUUCUGCGGGCUCUGGCAGGGGCAGGAGGAGCAGAGGGAGGAGUGAGUCGCUUGCUGGGAGGAGGGUUGGGGUCAGGAGGAGGGGCAGCAGCAGGAGGAGCAGCGGCAGGAGGAACAGCAGGAGGGGAAGCAGGGCAAGGGCAGGGAGUAGCAGAAGUGAGGGUAGAGCGGUUAGAGAGCAUAGCCUGCAGCAUGACUACUGCAUUCUUCCCACGCAGCCUCACUGCCUCUGCUGGUCUCCGCUUCUGGGGCAGCCACAGCAGCAGCAGCAGCGGCAGUGGCGGUGCUGGUGCUGGUGCUGGUGGCAGUGGCAGUGGCAGCAGUGGUGGUUCUGCUAGUGGAAAAUCGCCGCCUCUUGCCCUGGUGGCAGCAGCAGCAGAGGCGUGUUUGGUAGCAGAUGGGUUCCUGUGGCAGGCAGGAGGGUUGCUGGGAGCAGCAAAGGCUGCAGGAGACGUGCUGGCUGUCAGCAGCGCGGGAGGACUGAGUGGUGCAGAUGGGUUUCAGGGGAGUAUGGUGGGUUCGGAGGAUCCCUGGGCUUUGCAGUGCGGUGCAGAUGGGUCGACUGCGGUUGAGCCCUCUUUUCUUGAAAGCACCAUCGAUCUCCUCCUGGCCGUUGGAUUCCUGCGCCACGUCAGCACCAUUACUGACGGCCUGCCACCUCAUGCGCACCUCAGCGUCGGCCCUUUCCAGGAAGCUUCCGCCGCCUUUGGGGGGCUGUAUGCUGAUAGAGGGGGUUCAGAUUUCACUGCAGCAGCAGCGGCGGCAGCAGCAGCAGGGGCAGCAGCAGCGGCAGCAGCAGGGGGUGUAGCAGGGAGAGGAACGGGAGGAGCAGGGGUAUGGGGUCGGGUGGGCGCGAGUGGGUAUGCCACGGGACGAAAUAACGAUCAGGAUGACAGAGAUAGUAUCAAAUAUGAUAUUAGAUAUGAUUUGGACCAUGAGGAGGAGAGUGCUUCAGUGCGAGAGGCUUGGGAACUCUGGUCGCUGGCUCUCACUGUCACCACCUGCAUGUUCCGCGCCCUCCUCCCUCCCCCUUCUCUCUCCGACUCCCUCUCUCUCGCCUCCUCCUCCGGUCUUCCUUUCUCACUCUCCCCCUCCCCCGCCUCCUCCUCUCUCUCUUCCACUGCUGCAAGACUAGCCCUUGACUUUCUCUCUUUCCAGCUCCCUUCCCUCUUAGCCGCCCUCUCCUCUCCCCUCCACCCCUCGCGCUCUCUCCUCUCCCUCUCAACUCCCACACCCCCCUCCUCCUAUGCCUCCUCUCUCCUCUUCCCCCACCCCUCGCAAGGGGGUGAGCCCUACGGCACGCCUGGUACAAGCACAGGCACGGCGGGAGGUUUGGGCCUCUGGGGUGCGAAGGGGCAGCAGGGACAGGCUGGGUUUGGAGCAGGUUCGGCAGAGCAAACCAAGCCUGGAUGUUCGGCGGCGGGUGGGAAGGCUGGACUGGGGGUAGGAGACGGGAAAGGGGGAGGAGCGGGCGGCGUUCGUCGUCUGCAUUCAGAAUACACGGAUACUGUAGCGAUUGAGGUGUACUCCCUCGCUCUACACUCCCUACACUUCCUCACUUCCCUCCUCCGCAGAUAUUUUCCCUCGACAGCUGACAUGGCAGGGGGAUGUGCUGACGUGGCAGGGAUGCAGCAGUGGUCCAGGAGAGGGGUGGGGGGAGGGGAGGUAGGAGAGGGGGGGUGGAUGGGAGGGUUUGGGGGAGGAGGGGGAGGGGUGAUGGCGGGGGUAAUGGGAGGGGCGGCAUCAGCAGUGGUGGUGAUGGGGGAAGGUGCGCCGGUGCUGCCGGCACCAGAGGUGCUACAUGGUCUAGAGGACCAAGCAGUGGCAAUCAUUCUAGACAUUCUCGCAUCUGCAGACCAAACCAACCACCCCUCCUCAUCCACCACCCCAAGCCAACCCCCCACCAACCCACCCACCUUCAACCCCUCCUCUCCUCUCCGCCCCACCACUCUCUUUGGAAACCCCAGCCUCUCCUCCCCACCCGCCCGCUCCUCCCCCUCAUUCCCCUCCUCCUCCUCCCCCUCCUCCUCGUCUCUCUCGUCCUCCUCCCUGCCGCCCGCCCGCCUGGCGGUGUGUCGUCUGCUUCUGGGGGUGCUGGUGAGGGCGCUAGCAGUGGAGGUGGCGUUGGUGCGGCUAGCAGAUCCCACCAUGCUGCCCUCUGCUCUGAGGCUCGAUGACUUUGAUGCUGCCGUGCAACUCAUAGUGCAAGGUGAGGGGCAGACAGGGAGGCAUGAGUGCAAGGUGAGUGGAGGGGCGCGGGAGUGGCAGGAGUUGGUGGUUGAGGCAACUCAGUUCUCGCUUCUGGGAGUGCUGGUGAGGGCACUAGCAGUGGAGGUGGCGUUGGUGCGGCUAGUGGGUCCCACCAUGCUUCCUUCUGCCCUUCGCCUUGAUGAUUUCGAUGCUGCCGUGCAGCUUAUAGUGCAAGAUGAGAGACAGACGAGGCAGUACCAGAAGGGGAGGGUUGUAGAGCAGGGAGCCGUCGAUCCAGUCCGAUGUGGAGGCGGUGGUGGCGCUCGUCAGCACUCUCACCCACCUGUCGUAGCAUGCCAGCAUGCCAGCAUGCCUGCCCUCCAUGUGAAGAAAGCAUCCAAGCCGUGUCCUCGUUAUGCUCCCACCGCCAUGGAUUGGCAGCGGCAGUUCCCGCUUCUCGUAGCCGUGCUGCUCGUCGCGCUCUCCCUCUCCGGUGACGUCAUCCGUCCCUUCACCGCCUCGCCUGCCGCUUCGCAGGCGCAAUCCGGCCCCGAGUCCGCCACCACCGCCGCACCUGUCGCCGCGUCUGGCGCCGGGGGGGCGGCGCAGCAGGUUCGGCAGAUCCUUUCGGAUCGGUACCCGGACCUGGAGGUCAGCCUCGGCAACCACCCGCCCCCCGCGUACUGUCAGGUGCUCUCGAAGCUGCUCUCCGCGGCGCAGAUGGCGGCGAUGGCCGUGAUUUUCGCGGGAGACUCGCUGCUGCCCGCCGUCGGCCUCCCCCCGCCCUUCCCGCAGUGGUACGAGCAGAUCCGAACCAACCGGCUAGGCUCGGCAGCGACCGUGUGGAUCAUGGGCAACGUGAUUCACGGGUCGCUCGCCAGCACUGGCGCGUUUGAGCUCGUCCUGGACGGCCGCACGCCAGCCAAGAUAGCAAGCAACCCUGUUCCGAAUCCUCUCUCCGUGACUUCCGCCAUGCUCCCCACGUCGACGCUUAUGCUCUCCUCUCCCAACGCCGUCUCUGCUGUGCUGACAGCACGCUCUGCUUGUACCGAGACUCUCGAGCAGCGUCGCCAGACCGUUCCGUCUCUCUCCGUUUCUAGCAGCUGUGUUUCUCACCAGCUCAAAUCCACCUUUUCCGGGUUUCGUCUUCCUCUCGCUCGAUCCGCAAUCACGAAAUCCGUUCCAAGAAAUCCUCUCCGACGAAACCGCAACCUUUCUACCUUCCGUGUUGUGGCAUCAUCCAAUCAUCAAGCUAUGGCCGGUGCAAGUGGAACUGAUACCGCUGGUUCCGGUGAUUCUUCUUCCGGGCUCGUCGUGUGCUUCGGCGAAAUGCUCAUCGAUUUCGUCCCCACCGUCAACGGCGUAUCUCUCGCCGAAGCGCCUGCGUUCAUGAAAGCUCCGGGCGGUGCGCCUGCCAACGUGGCGGUCGGAAUUGCGCGGCUCGGUGGACGCGCGGCGUUCAUGGGGAAGGUUGGGGAGGACGAAUUUGGACACAUGCUGGGCGGGAUUCUUAAAACGAACGGCGUUGACACGUCAGCGCUCAGAUUCGACGCGGGAGCGCGCACAGCCCUCGCUUUUGUCACACUCAGAUCCGACGGCGAGAGGGAAUUCAUGUUCUACAGGAACCCUAGCGCGGACAUGCUGCUACAGCCAGAGGAGCUCGAUCUCCCCCUCGCUACAAGCGCAUCUGUGUUACACUACGGAUCCAUCAGUUUAAUCACAGAUCCGUGCAAAUCCGCGCAUCUGGCUUUGCUAGAUGCUGUGGAAACCAGCAGCAACACUGUUCUCUCUUACGACCCUAAUCUCCGGAUUCCCCUCUGGCCGUCCCAAGAAGCGGCGCGAGAUGGCAUCUUGAGCAUUUGGAACCGCGCUCACAUCAUUAAAGUGAGCGACGAGGAGGUGGCGUUUCUGACCAAUGGCGGCGACCCUUACAGCGAUGACGUGGCACGGUCUCUGUUCAACCUCAGUCACAAAACCAGCAGCAGCGGCGACGGUAAAGGGGAGGGGAAGCUUCGGCUAUUGCUGGUAACUGAGGGGGAGAAGGGGUGCAGAUACUACACAGAACAGUAUCAGGGGAGAGUGGAUGGGUUCAGUGUUGCUGCUAUUGACACCACUGGCGCUGGUGACGCCUUUGUUGCAGGAUUUCUCCGCAAGCUAGCGGGAGGAAGCAGCAGUGGGUUUGCUGCAUUGGAUUCGCUGCUUGCAGAUGAGGCUAAGCUGAAGGAAGCGCUGCUGUUUGCCAAUGCGUGUGGAGCCAUCACCACCACGGUUAGAGGCGCCAUUCCCGCUCUCCCGGAUGAAAUGAGGGUGGCUCAAAUGCUGGGUUGA
This is a messenger RNA of Closterium sp. Naga37s-1, 4899 nucleotides long. Lineage: Eukaryota; Viridiplantae; Streptophyta; Zygnematophyceae; Desmidiales; Closteriaceae. The record is from the annotation of a GenBank genome assembly.